Messenger RNA from Fusarium falciforme, 690 nucleotides. Its product is annotated as Nitrilase. The record is from RefSeq and is a predicted model, not a curated record. The transcript has 3 exons. The coding region runs from base 1 to 690 and encodes 229 amino acids. Lineage: Eukaryota; Fungi; Ascomycota; Sordariomycetes; Hypocreales; Nectriaceae. Gene Ontology annotation, molecular function: catalytic activity.
AUGUUAUCCCCUAUCAAAGUAGCCGCUACCCAGGCCGAGCCAUGCUGGAACGACUUGAAAGGCAGCGUUGCCAAAACGACACGGCUGAUACAAGAGGCUGCGGGUAAUGGUGCCAAGGUCAUUGGCUUUCCUGGGAUUUUCAUCUCAGGAUACCCAUGGACAAUUUGGGCCAACUCACCUGUUAGCAAUGCUGGCUUCAUGAACGAAUAUUUUCAUAAUUCCCUUGAAAAGGAGUCUGAAGAAAUGGAAGAGAUCAAAACCGCCUCCUUCAUUGAUGAGACCGGCACUAUUGUUGGCCAUCGACGGAAAAUCAAGCCAACCCACGUGGAGAGGGCAUACUGGGGCGACGGCCAAGCAGAGUCCAUCAAAGCUGUCGUGCCUUCAUCCUUUGGUAACAUUGGCGGUUUGAACUGUUGGGAGCACACUCAGCCUCUACUACGCUACUAUCAGUACUCUCAAAAUCUGGAUAUCCAGGUGUUCAGCUGGCCCUUGUGCUGGGAUCCUCUCGAGGGUCAACCGUGGCCAUAUCAUUUGACCCCUCCGGCCUGCAACAGGUUUUCCCAGGUGAUGGCGAUGGAAGGAGCCUGCUUCGUCCUUGUCUGCUCGCAAGUCCUAACGGAAGCCGGAAAGCUCGCACAAGGCUGGAAAACUUCUAAUAUGCUCGAUGCCCUGGUGGUGGUUUCAGGAUGA